AUGGUAACUGGUACAGCAUGAUAGUAACUGGUACAGCAUAGUAGUACACUGGUACAGCAUAGUAGUACACUGGUACAGCAUAGUAGUACACUGGUACAGCAUAGUAGUACACUGGUACAGCAUAGUAGUACACUGGUACAGUACAAAUCUCUCACUUUGCUUUUUGUCUGUUUUUUCGAUCAUGAAAAUCGUGAACAUAUUUGGCGGGAAAAAACUCGUUUAAUUGAACGAACCCUGUCAGAAAUUUCAACGUUCACUGUUGAGUGUUGUGUUCAUUAUUUGCGUCAACUCGGAAAAUUAAGAAAUCAAAAAAUCAGUAGAAUGUAAAAGAUAAAUUGUUCACAAAUUAUUCAUGCCCAUGUAAACAAAACACUUCACAGUAUUAAUCUUUGUCGCCUUAAUUUUAAUAUCUAUUCUCUUUCAUUUGUAUUUCAGUAACUAAUUCUGACAAAUGCGAGUUGCAAAAAAGCUUAGACCGGAACACAACAACUGAAGACGAAAAAAUCACUAGGGGAAAUGUAACAUCUGACCUCAACUUUCCGACGGACAAACUAGGCAAUUGUAAUCAUUUUAUUCAUGAGCCUGAAGAGCUGUCAGCAUUAUAUGACUCGAGACUUCAUUUCCCAAUUAUUUCUCCUAUGUUUGACAACAAAAUGGCAUCCAGCACAACGCAACUUAUAAAUGACAAAGACUUAAAAUUAACCGUUAACGACGAGACAGAAACGCUGACUGAAGAAGAUGACUUCGAUGGCAAAAUGCUGUCUUUACAAGCUUUGGACGAACUUGAAUCGGAUUUGAGCAAAAACAAAUAUUGCACUGAUGCAGAUGUUUUAAAUGCACUGUGUGUGUUUUCAGAAAGAGCGAGUCCUGUGAGUAACGCUGAUUUGGGAACAGAAACCACGUGUAAGUCUUAAAUCAUAUGGUUGAUUGCAAUUAUUAAUUCUGGUUAGUUUUCUUUCCACAGUAUUUACUUGUGCCAAUUGGCAGUGGAAAUGUUAUGCGGAAAACAACUUGAUUCAAUUUACAAAUUCAAAGCACAGUUAUCUUAAUCUGAUUGAGAAGAAAGCGUUUGAGAAUGUAUAAUUUUUUUAACAUAUGUAUUUUCAAAUCUAUCAUCAAAGUUAUCUAUGCUAUCUUAUUUGAGGCCUUGACACCCAUAAUUAAAACAAAAAAUAGCAGAGAACACGCCAUUUAGGUUUGUGCCAAAGACAAGUAAUAAUUUGGUCCUUGCCUACCUAAUGGGCUAUGCAGCAGCCAAUCAAAUGACUGAAAAAACAAUCGCUGGAUCUGAAGUGAAAUGCUAACUUAUAUGCGUGACCAAUAAGCGUUUGCCUUAUUUAGUAAAUAGUAAUAGCCUGAGCACCCACUUGAUAUUAAACAUUACAGGAUUUUGGGCAUCUCAAUCGAUUGAACUAAUAAUUUUGAAGGAAUUUGUAGAUGGGAAUUUGGAGAGUGAAUUUAUACAUUUAUCUUUAGACCCAGACAGAAGCAGCUGCGAAAAAUGCAACUAUAGACCCAUUGCACAUGACGUCACAGCGCCGGUGACGAUGUAUCUGCAGGACAAAUUAGCAAUCUGUGCAUGAUAUAACUUUUGUAAACUAAACAAAUUUUGUAAAAGUUUAUAAUAAUUUUGUAUUAGAAUGGUUAAUUUUUGUGCUGUAUGUGGUUGUGGUACCCGAACAGAUAUUGUUAGGGAGCAGUUUUGUGACGUCAGUGCAAUGGGUCUAUAUGCUCUCGUCGCUCUGACAGGAAUCCUCCUACGAUAAUUUUACCAGAAAACCUCUCCAGACUACAAGAAACACAUUGGCAGCAUUUUAGGUUCCUCGUAAUUAUUAUAGCAGAGUAGUUCUGCAUUUUCCAGAUGUAUUUUUUCACUCAAUGGUUACCAGCCCCCCCCCCCCCGAAUAUUUUAAAGUCUCUUUAAAGAUAGCAAAUGAAGUGAUGUAAUUUAACUGAGUUGUAGCAAAGUUACUUCAUCCAUGAAGUCUGAUAUUGUAUUUGCUAAGCAAUAAAUAUAAUAAUAAAUUUGAACCAGAAUAGGUUGAUGACAGUUCAACUUUGGCUGCAAAAAAUUGCCCAAAGAUGUUGGCAACCCAACCUCGCUUACCGUUACUCAGUGUAACGUAAUGUUCUUGUAGUUUUUGUACUGCAUGAGCAGCCAGAGCCCAGAGCCAGCCAGCAUAUUUAUACAAUAACCCUGCGAGGUGCAGCGCUCUAACCAACUGGCUACCGAGACAUAUGUUACUUGUAAUUUUUUGAAAAUUUAUACUUGAAUUAAUUUCCAUCUACUAAAUCUACUAACUACAUAACAACGUACAGCUAAUUAUUGAGUUUUCUCACCAACUCUGCAAACUAACCUUCACUCACUGCUAUUCAGCCUGUACUUGGUAUUAGUUCAGGGCUAGUUUUACAACAUAGCUUUCUAUAAUUUUAUAUCUCGCCACACCUUGCAGCUCAAUAUAGUUUCUUGGAAAAAGUCAGCAGCAUUAUUCAAUCUGAAGUGUUUCCUGACAACAGUUCUGUGAAUUCGCUGGAGUACUGGAGUGAUGAAGAGGGACAGUAUCUACCACAAAUGUCCCUUAGUCCUCUGCCUGGUGAACCGACAUUUCGCAAGACGACACAAACGGUAAAAGAACCAAAAAAAUAUGAAGAAAAAGAAUAUUUAAGAAACUUGAAAACAAGUGACUACGUUGAGGUAUUAUAAAUAUUAAUGUAACAAGCAAGUUUCGCGAUUCCUUCUCGCCCAGUUCCAUGUUGGUUAGUCUAAACCUAGGACCUUUGCUCGGCUGCCGUUCGUAGGUUUGGUCAAUUUUAGGCUAGAAUUUGGUAAGUUUGACGUCACAUACACUUUCGCCCUUCCACCGCCCCGUCCCCAAAUAGCCUGGGUCCCAAUCUUCUCACAUCAAAAAGCGCUGAAAUCAAUUAAAAAUAGAAGGCCUUAGCUUUUCUUUGCACAGUUUAUCCAGAUAGAUAAUCUGUCUCUAUAUUAUAGUUCGGAUCAAUGCAAAUUCUCUUCCCAAACCAAUCUUGCAAUCUUUUUAUUAAUUUCCACAUACGAUUCAAGUAUAAUAGGAAUAAUAUAAUAGAUAUGUAAAAAUUGAUUAUUUUGGAAUCUAAGGAUCCACUCAAAUCAGAUAAUGUACCAAGAACCCAGCUGAAGCGACCAUCCAUGAGAACCCUAAGUCCUAUAAUCUCCAAACAUUCCCCUUACCCCUCAUAUUCCCACAAGAACCAAACUGCCCCUGACGUCAUUGAAAGUACCUCACAAAACAUCAUCCCAUCAUUUCUCAUCAACUCCACCGAAAAUGUUGCAAAGUCUAUGAUGUCGUCACAGCCAUAUAACUGGAAGCCAAGAGCGCCAGAUGAUUGGGCAAUAUCGUCACCUUCACUGGUUCGACCCACCAUAGCAACACCUCCAAGGACGCGGAAAAAUAAACAGUCCAGUGCAUCGACAGAGAUCUUCGGAUUAAAUUACAGUAGCAGAAUGAAAGAAGAUAAAUUAUUUGAAACGCAAAGGUAAGGGGAAAUGUAGGGAAUAAAAUACCAUGCUUAUUAAUAGUCCAGAUGAUUCUUUAGCUCUUCAUAAUGGAAUAAGUUCAAAUCAAAUAAUAGCUACUAUUAAUAGACAACCACUGUAUAUAAGCUAUUCUGCAAUAUGAUUGGCUCUCUACUAGCAGGAUUUAGCUAAUAUCCUGCCAGUAGAAAACAAACGAUGGCACCUCAAAAAUUACCGGAGUAAGUAAAAAGUGAGUAAAACAGCAAGUUAUUCGCUUUUACUAGCAUUAAGAAAAAUUAAAACAGAAUGAAAAUACUCCCGGUAAUUGUAUAUUUAUUGUAUUCUUAUAUAAUAAUACACAUGAAAAAAUUACUCGAUUCUGAUUGGAUAAGAGGAGUGAAUUUUAUCGAAAUCCGGGGCCACUGUAAAGAAAGAUUUAUUGAAACAACGAAUAAAUUGGUUAUCUCAGAUUCAAAAUAAACCCAUUCCUUGGUUGUUUUAACCAAUCUGUUUUUACAGUGAUGAAGUGUAAUACAGUUCCAAAAAAAGAAUUGGAAAACAUUUUGAUUUACUCUAAUUGGUCAUCUGACAUUAUAUAAAAACUUGUAUUAAUAAGUAAUUGUUGUGUUAUUCAAAUGAGCGAUGAGUAAAUUCCCAUGUGUUUCACGCCAUGAAUUCAGUGCUUUUGCAUAAUCCGAUCUUUCAUGUACGUUAUUGCACUCGUGAGUUUUUCAAAGACUCAAAUUACACUCAUUUUCCCGGCAAACCGCACUCGAAACCAUAUUACCAUACUAUAACCUGUACAAAUUACUCUUAUAGAUGUUCAAUGCCAAGAAGAAAAGUAUCCCGAUCUCAGUCAAGUAACACGACAACAACGAAACUGUUUCCUGUAAUAUCAGGUAUUGCGAAGACUCAAGCAACAAGCAAGAGUAUCUCUGAUUUCAGGCAAUCUUCCAGUACGUAGACUUUAUUCUCGUAUUAAUUUUAUAAAUAUGAUUAAAACCGUUGAAAGGUCUUUGACGUGCCCAGCCCUAUUGAAACGCCUUUAGAAAAUUUAAUAUAGAUUGUAUAAUUAUUACGAUUAAGUAUUUGAAGUACACUACUCGGAAACUAUUUCUUUCAAGUCCUUCGGCUAACGCUUCUUAAUCAAAUAUGCCACUAUAAAUAUGGAUGAGGAUCUACAAACAUGCUUUUACAUGGCUUUUUAUAGGUAUAUUUGGGAAACUUGUUAAGAAAAACAUUGUAAAAGAGAAAGCAAAUGAUAAGAAAAAAGACAUUGGUAUGUAUACCCUGCCUUUGAACGAUGUAUAGGGUAUAGUGUUUUCCAUACAGUGUGAAUUACCUCAUUCAUUUUGCCUUGCAAAUUUGUAACCCCACGACUAGCUAAAUAUUUUUUUAAAUUUUAUUCCGUCUAAUGCCAAACGAACAUACUUAGUAAGUGUUAAUGGAAACAUCUCAAACUCAUUAUUGUAUUGGUGUCCCCUAGACUAUUUGCUUAAAUUGAAAUCAUAAUUACAUUCUAGUAUAUUAAUUCUACCCUGGAGCUAGCCUGCAUGGCAGGCGGUAUUUCUACGGGCAGCGAAAAUUAGGGAAGCAAAGGAAAUACCGCCUGCCAUGCAGGCUACCCUGGAGCAGGGGGUUCCUGUUUCACUGAAGCUGUAGCCUGCACUCAGGCGCCGCUGGCCAAGCUUGGAGUAGUCAAGCUUGGAUCCUAAAGGCCCAUUUACACUUGUAAUUUUUGCUGCGAUUUUCUUCUUCUGAUGCAUGGAAACGAAUAGAUGAGUUAUGAUAUUCUGAACCUAUGGUAUAGGACUAUAGCCUCAUCUGAGCAUUCAUAACUCAUCCAGUCGUUUACACCCAUCAGAAGAAGAAAAUCGUAGCAAAAAUUGCAAAUGCAAACAAGCCUGAAAACUCGCACCAGAAAACCUCUGAACCCAGAGUAAAAGUAUAUUGACGACGACGGACUUCACUGACGUGAAUAAUCGGCAAUAUCUUUCUUAGAUUCAAAUAAACAAAGCAAAGCUACGGACUCAACGUCGACAGGUUCAUCACGAAGUAAAGUAGGAGAGACAGCAAGAAGAAAGUUAAGAAGAGUUUUAAGUCUUCAUUGAAUGAAGAAACAGAAUGAACACGAUGAAACAGAAUGAACACGAGAAUGAGUGAUUAAGAAUGAUUGAGUGAAUAACAAGAAGUUAGUAGGUUUUCUGAUUGGUUUCCUGAAACAAAAGUGAUCAUUUUUUAUGAAUAUUCUUUAGAAAGAUGAUCGCCGUAGUUUCAGGGUUGGUAGGUUGAAAAAGUAGCCAAAGUAGAAUAGAAGUCACCGAAGUAAAAAUUGAAUCAACUUGCAAAACUCGGUGCUUUAUUUCAAAGUAAUCAAUACAUUUUCAAAACAUUUUUAUAAACAGUGGCGGAACUGCUAAAAAGAAGCCAAAAGGACAAUCUACCAACCCUGUAUAUGUGUGUAGUUUAUUUUCUUGUCUGACUGUUCAUAACACAUAUGGGGCAAUCCUCUAUAUAGCGAACAGGAUCAAUGUGAACAUUUUUUCAGAACAUGCUUGACUCAUAAGACAUAUAAAUAUGUAUUCCUUUAAUUAAACCAUAAAAUAAUUGCAAUCUUAAUUAAUUGUCUCUGCCAGUUUUAUCAAACAGACACGCUCUUUAUUAUUAACUUAAAACAUUACAAAUCUUAUAUAAAAAGUGUCUUAAAAAAGACUUGAAAUUACAGCUUGAUCUGCUUUAAACUUGGAGAGUUUUCCCGCCAAGAGUUUCAGAUUGUCAGUAUCAAAAUGGGAAAAGACGUUAACAUCAGUGAAAACGUUCAGGCACUUUUUUGCGCGCAAACUCUCGCACAAUGACGUCACAACAUCUUUAAGUCGACUUCGAAAUUUCUCUGGUGUCCAGUACUUUGGUUGUGGUCGCGUUUUAAAUUCAACCAAUAAUAUGGUUUGUAAAUGGUAACGUAGUAAGCGACCUCUAGUCUCCCAAGACUGGCAAACCCGCGCGCACAACCUGUCUAGGAUGUACAAACAAUGCUUGGCGCACAAAAAUUGAGGAUUGUUAAAAAUCCUGUUUUCUACAUCGUUGAAAGUGAUUCGCCAUAGGAGCUGCUGAUCUGUACAAUUUGGUUUCGCUACUAAGGAAAUCGUAUCAACAUUCGCGUCAGGCAAAUGAAAACACUUAAAAACACUCUGGAUUUUUUUGUCCAGCUUUCUGAACGGUUCCAUAGAACGACGCAUGCGUAUCAUCGGUAAAAGAUGCACGCGGAAUCUGGUGGAAGGAUCCAGACGAACGAAC
This is a messenger RNA of Paramuricea clavata, 6790 nucleotides long. Lineage: Eukaryota; Metazoa; Cnidaria; Anthozoa; Malacalcyonacea; Plexauridae. The record is from the annotation of a GenBank genome assembly.